Messenger RNA from Rotaria socialis, 1365 nucleotides. The record is from the annotation of a GenBank genome assembly. NCBI's taxonomy places the organism in Eukaryota, Metazoa, Rotifera, Eurotatoria, Philodinida, Philodinidae.
CAAGAAUCUUGUACAGAAGGAAUGGCAAAAGAAUCUUGUCUGAUAUUCAAGAAAAACAAGAACCUGGACAGAUCGAAGUCAAGAUCGUCGACUAGUGCAGUCGAUUCGAACAUAACGAUUCAUCAAAACAGAUAAUUAGAAAAGCAAGCUAAAUAUGCAAUUGGAAUAUUAUAUAGAUUUCAGUGCUUCCAAUAACUAAUGAUUCGAAAUAUGUCGAUUCCCAGAAGGAUAUGAAUCUCGAUAUUCUAAUUCUACCCUAGAGUAAAACUGUAGAUCUCUAUUUCACAUGUCAUCAAUAUAUUCGUUCAAUAUUUAUUAUGUUACAUGUGUAAUUAUUGCAUGUUAUCAUGUCUUGCUAUGCGUAGAGAUUCAACACUUGCUCAUUGACUAGACUAAAUCGAUUGAAAAAAACAAGCGAAUCUAUGCUGGUUUGUCUUGUUUAUUGUCAUAAUAUGCUCAAUAAAAACUAUCAGAGUACACCUACUCGACGAAUAACAGAUCAAUUCUAACCUGUUUUGUUUCAUGCAUUGCUAGGUAACAGCCACACCGGAACUUCUUCAAUUGAAUGUGAACAUAAUUUUAUCUCCUUCACAUACAACUCCGACUGUUCGUGGUUGUUUUUGUGUUAUUAAUCGUAUACAAGAACCCAUAGAGAAUUUUCUUCGUAAACAUGAAAAACGAGUUGAUGCUAUUCUAGCUUAUUUUCAUAUUGAAACAACGGCAUCAUCAACAUUACCACAAAGUAUACGUGAAGCGUGUCGAGAUGGGGCACAAACAAUUAAAUCGCAACCACGUAAACCUAUGGUUCAAUCAUCAUCGUCAUCAACGACAACAUCGCCUAUUAAUAAUUUACUGCCAACAAAUACCAAUGAUCAAGAACAACCACCGGCUGUUGUACGAGCACCAACGAUGGUUGAUCGCGUUCAACGUUUAAUUGAACAUGAAUUUGUAAGUGCUCAUCCAAAACAGCCAUUAAUAACAUCCAAUAAACAACAAGAUGGCAUAGAACAUUUUGUCAUCAAUGGUUCAACUGUUCGACGACGUGCAACAGGACAAAAUCCUCGAUCAAAUAUAAACAAUAAAGAUAUAAUUAUUGAAAUCGAUCAAGAUUAUACUGAUUCAUCGUCAAAUCGAGAACAUCGAUAUGCAUCAAGUUUUCUAGGUGAAGCUAUAUGCCGUUUCGAACCAACAACUAAUGUAAAUAAUACAAAUGGUUAUAAGCGUUUAAGUACGGGCCAUGAUGAAUCAUAUUUUGAAUACAAUAAAAAUAAUGUUCGAAUCAAUGAUAACAAUCACGAUGAUUCAUUUAAUGAAACAACAUAUUAUACUGAUGCUGAACCUGAAUUUGCUGGUUCCGUUGAAUAA